AUGUUACAGAUGAACGUCAGCUUGAUUGUUGCUAUCAGCGUCCUCGUGCUCAGCAACGGUUUCUCCGCCUCACCGACAAACCUAGACACUCGGGCGGUGAAUGAUGGUCUUUAUUUGACGAGCAAGGCCCGCCGGUCCAUUGGCAAAGAGGUUCACAGACGCGACGACGAAGGCUACGGAAGCAAGAAGGAUUCCGGAUCCGACCCUGAAGAUACCCCGGCAGGCCCUGAUGACCUGCCCCCGGCCAACGGUACUGUUCAAGACGCAGAAAGCAAGUUGCCAAAACACGAAGGUUACUCGUCUGGUCCCCCCAAUGCUACAGUCCAAGACCCAACAAGCCAGUCUCCAACAUAUGGCCAGCCCAUGAAUGGCACACUGCAAGACGCAGCAAGCAAGUCGCCACAACACGCGCCCUACUCGUCUGGUCCCCUGAAUGCCACAGUCCAAGACCCAACAGCCCAGUACCCGACAUCAGGCCAGCCCAUGAAUGGCACACUUCAAGACCCAACACGCAAGUCGCCCAAAUGUAGCCAGCCCAAUGGCACUGUCCAAGACUCGACCAGCCAAGCCCCUGUAAAUGGAAGCCAGCCUUUCGGAAGCAACCCUACCCUCUCCGCUCCUGGCAAUCAACCGGACGGCACCGCUCAAGACCCGACCAGCCGUGCCCCGGACAAGCAGGGUUACUCAUUGGCACCCGUCGACCCAUCUCAAGCCGGCAUUAACCCGCUGAAUGGUACCGCACAGGAUCCAGCAAGCCGUUCUCCUCAAAAGGAAGGGUACUCAUCUGCAGCCGCCUCUGGAGCUCAGGCUGACCGCGAACCCUCAUCUGGCGUCCCCACCCCCGCCGCAGCGCUUGCCAACAGUACAGCUCCUGCAGCUGGCGCUCCCACCCUCGCCGGAGCCCAGUCCACUAGUGACUCUGCAGCUGGCGUCCCCACUGCCCCCGGAGCAUUGGCCAACAGUAGUGCUCCCACCGCUGGCCUUCCCACCCCCGCUGGAGCUCAGGCGAAUGACGUUUCUCUUGCUGGUGUCCCUACCCCCGUUGGAGCCCAGGCUGAUAGCGCUUCUGCAGCUGGUGCCCCCGUACUCGCCGGAUCUCAGGCCGCUAGCACUGUAGGUGGCGCUCCUGCUCCCGCCGGCCUUGCUAAAGCCUCUCCCGGAGCCAACACCGCAGCUGAAGGUCAGGCCGCUGCCGCGCUGAAUGGACAAUCGAACGGUGCUUCUCCUUAG
This is a messenger RNA of Puccinia triticina, 1230 nucleotides long. RefSeq lists its product as uncharacterized. The coding region runs from base 1 to 1230 and encodes 409 amino acids. Lineage: Eukaryota; Fungi; Basidiomycota; Pucciniomycetes; Pucciniales; Pucciniaceae. The transcript has a single exon. The record is from RefSeq and is a predicted model, not a curated record.